Molecule: messenger RNA, 939 nt
Organism: Zygosaccharomyces rouxii
Lineage: Eukaryota; Fungi; Ascomycota; Saccharomycetes; Saccharomycetales; Saccharomycetaceae
Product: aldo-keto reductase superfamily protein
Exons: 1
Coding region: 1-939 (312 amino acids)
Molecular function (GO): oxidoreductase activity, acting on NAD(P)H as acceptor
Source: RefSeq, a predicted model, not a curated record
AUGGCUUUCCACCAAGAAUUCUUUACUCUGAACAAUGGCAACAAGAUUCCAGCAGUUGCUGUUAUUGGUACCGGUACCAGAUGGUACAAAAAGGAAGAAACUGAUGCCAAUUUCUCACAUGCACUAGUCAAACAGAUCGAAUACGCAUUAACCCUACCAGGUGUGGUCCACGUUGACCAUGCUGAAGUCUAUAGAACUUAUCCAGAAUUUUCUGAGGCCUUAAAGAACACUAAGAAGCCUAGAAAUGAAAUAUUCGUCACUGAUAAGUAUUCUGUUCAAGAAAAGAUCACUAAUGACCCUAGGGAGGGUCUUGACACCGGGCUUAAAAGAACUGGAUUAGAAUACGUGGAUUUGUACUUGCUUCACAGUCCAUUUGCUUCGAAGGAAAAGAAUGGAUUUACCAUUGAAGAAGCAUGGGCUCAAUUGGAAGAACUUUAUCAUGAAGGUAAAGCCAAAAACAUUGGUGUCUCAAAUUUCCGUGUGGAGGAUUUGGAGAAGAUUCUCAAAGUUGCUAAAGUUAAACCUCAAGUGAACCAAAUUGAAUUCAGUGCCUUCUUACAAAACCAAACCCCUGGUGUUGUAAAGUUCUCUCAAGAUCACGAUAUUCAGUUGGAAGCCUAUGCUCCAUUGGGUCCCUUGUCAAAGAGAGAUGAAAGUGAGCAAGCAAAACCAUUUUACGAUUACAUCAAGAAAUUGACUGAAAAAUACAGCAAGACUGAGGCUCAAAUUCUUUUACGUUGGGUUUCUAAGCGCGGUAUUCUUCCAGUUACUACCUCUGGUCAACCUAAGAGAAUUGAAGACGCUCAGAACUUGUUUGGCUUCGAUUUAACCAAAGAUGAAGUCGAUGAAAUUACGAAGUUGGGUUUGGCACAUCCUGCCUUAAGAUUGUAUUGGAACCCUCUAUAUGACCAGUACAACCCUGAAUCUCAGAAACCAUAA